UGUGCUAUCGAAUUAAAAUUUUUUCUUUUCUUUUUCUUGCUUUCAUGGUUCAAGAAAAAGUAUAGCAGAGUACUCUCACUCAGUCUCAGUCUCAGAACAUGAAUAAGCUUCUCUAGAAUUCUUCUUCGGAUCACUUAAUACGACACCGUCUUCGAACGAAGAAUCUCUUUCUCUUGCCCUAAAGCGAGUUAGGGUUUAACACACAAGUAUAACCUUUUUGAUUUGUGUCUCUUUGCUCUGUUUUUUUGUCGGCUUGUGUAACCGAUCAACUCAAGCUAUUGGCUCCUCACCCCCUGAAUUUUGACUUCUCCUAUGGAUCUCAAAGCUUCUCCAAUAUGAAUCCUAUCUCCAACCUCACAAUAUCUUUAUAUAUAUGAGCCACAAGAGCAAGCAUACCCAGUAGAUGCAGCGACCAUGGACGGUGGUUACGAUCAAACCGGAGGAGCUUCUAGAUACUUUCACAACCUCUUCAGACCUGAGCUUCAACACCAACUUCAACCUCAGCCUCACCUUCACCCUCUGCCUCAACCUCAACCUCAGCCUCAGCAGCAAUCAGAUGAUGAAUCUGACUCCAACAAGGAUCCGGGUUCCGACCCGGUUACCUCGGGUUCAACUCCCGGGAAACGUCCACGUGGACGUCCUCCGGGAUCCAAGAACAAGCCGAAGCCACCGGUGAUAGUGACAAGGGAUAGCCCCAACGUGCUUAGAUCUCACGUUCUUGAAAUCUCAUCUGGAACCGACAUAGUUGAGAGCGUUACCACUUACGCUCGCCGGAGGGGGAGAGGGGUCUCCGUUCUCAGUGGUAACGGCACCGUAGCUAACGUCAGUCUCCGCCAGCCUGCAUCAGCUACGGCUCAUGGGACUAAUGGUGGAACCGGAGGUGUUGUGGCUUUACAUGGAAGGUUUGAUAUACUUUCCCUCUCCGGUACGGUCUUGCCGCCUCCUGCGCCCCCGGGAUCCGGUGGUCUUUCUAUCUUUCUUUCCGGCGCACAGGGUCAAAUGGUCGGAGGAAACGUGGUGGCUCCGCUUGUGGCUUCCGGUCCAGUGAUACUAAUGGCUGCAUCCUUCUCUAAUGCAACUUUCGAAAGGCUUCCGCUCGAGGAUGAAGGAGGAGAAGCCGGAGGAGCAGAAGUUGGAGAGGGAGGAGGAGGAGAUGCUCCACCGCAGCCGCAGGCCACGUCAGCAUCAUCACCCACUGGAGCCGGUCAAGGACAAAUAAGAGGUAACAUGAGUGGUGGUUAUGAUCAGUUUGCCGGCGAUCCUCAUUUGCUUGGUUGGGGAGCAGCAGCCGCUCCAAGACCACCUUUUUAGAAUUGGAAAUUAUGUCCGUAACAUAGCUGUAACCAAAUUUCAUUUUUCAUAAUUAAAAAACAAAAAAAUGCCAUUCUAUUGAUAACAACUUCUUCAUUAUUUGAGGUUCUUAAUUUAGUUGAUCAUAUAUGAAAUAUUUGAAUUCGUCUUCA
Molecule: messenger RNA, 1463 nt
Organism: Capsella rubella
Lineage: Eukaryota; Viridiplantae; Streptophyta; Magnoliopsida; Brassicales; Brassicaceae
Product: AT-hook motif nuclear-localized protein 29
Exons: 1
Coding region: 415-1311 (298 amino acids)
Biological process (GO): vegetative to reproductive phase transition of meristem
Cellular component (GO): nucleus
Molecular function (GO): minor groove of adenine-thymine-rich DNA binding; DNA-binding transcription factor activity
Source: RefSeq, a predicted model, not a curated record